AUGACCAUAGAUCUCAUAUAUGAACCAGCAAAAGUGGAUGAUCUUGACGAAAUCACUGCCUUAGAAACAGCAUCGUAUCACCCUGAUGAAGCAGCCUCUCGUGAACAACUUGCCAACCGUAUCCAAUACGCCCUUACAUCCGAUGUCAACUUAUUCAUGGUUGCGCGUCGCUCACCCGAUCGUGAGCUUGUUGGCUAUGUUUGCAAUACACUUUCAAAGGACCCACUUGUCACUGAUGAAUCCAUGAAAACCCAUGACCCUGAAGGCAAAACGGUGUGCUUGCAUAGCGUGUGCGUAUCACCCAAUGCGCGUCGACAAAAAAUUGCAUCGCGUCUUAUGAAGCAUUGGAUCGAAAUCAUUCGUAACGAGAAACGGUAUCAGCGUAUUGCAUUGAUGAGUCGCCCCAAUCUCAUUCCUCUCUAUGAAUCUGUGGGGUUCAAGACACUUGGCAAAAGUUCGGUGGUGCAUGGACCUGACCCAUGGUAUGACGCCGUCAUUGACUUGUGA
Lichtheimia ornata is the source of this 507-nucleotide messenger RNA. RefSeq lists its product as uncharacterized. Gene Ontology annotation, molecular function: acyltransferase activity, transferring groups other than amino-acyl groups. Lineage: Eukaryota; Fungi; Mucoromycota; Mucoromycetes; Mucorales; Lichtheimiaceae. The record is from RefSeq and is a predicted model, not a curated record. The transcript has a single exon. Bases 1 to 507 code for a protein of 168 amino acids.